Molecule: messenger RNA, 1751 nt
Organism: Archocentrus centrarchus (flier cichlid)
Lineage: Eukaryota; Metazoa; Chordata; Actinopteri; Cichliformes; Cichlidae
Product: chymotrypsin-like protease CTRL-1
Exons: 6
Coding region: 21-1064 (347 amino acids)
Biological process (GO): proteolysis
Molecular function (GO): serine-type endopeptidase activity
Source: RefSeq, a predicted model, not a curated record
AGUCUACGACUAAGUUAGCCAUGGCUCUUCGUCAGUUUGUGCGCUGUUUCACUGUGAUCAUUCUUUUCUGCAAAGGAUGUCAUUCACAGCAGCCUGCAUGUUUCAAAGCUGUGAAAAACGGCAAUAUCACAGGAUCUCAAGAUGGAGGUUGGCCAUGGCAGGCAACUUUAUUCAUCAAUAACAGUUUGUAUGGAGGGUCUCUGAUCACUGACCAGUGGGUCCUGACAGCUGCUUCCUUCAUCACACUUUCUGAUCGCCCCAACACAGUUGUGUAUCUGGGCCUCCACAACAUAUCAGAGCCAUAUGCAGUGACUCGGACACUUGAAAACAUCACCUGCCAUCCUAAGUACAACAGCUCGACACACGAGAACGACAUCUGUCUUCUGAAGCUGUCGGCUCCUGUGAAUUUCACAGACUACAUUCAGCCGAUCUGCUUAGCCUCAGAAAACAGCACUUUCAACAGUGGCACCAGCAGCUGGAUCAGUGGUUUUGGUGGUGGUUCAUGUCCCAGCAUCCUGAAGGAGGUGAAUGGAUCAAUAGUGGGAGCCAAUGAGUGUAAAUGCUACUAUAAAAACCUCACUGGGAUCACAGAGAACAUGAUCUGUGCUGGGCUCAGCGCUGGAAGAAUGAGCCCAAUUUAUAGAGACUUAGGGGGACCUCUCAUUUCCAAUAAAGAUUCGAUCUGGGUCCAGAGUGGAGUUGCAAAUGUUGGUGCUGCUGGCUUCUUCGAUCCUAUGAGACCUGGAGUCUACACUUGUGUGUCCCAGUACCAGAAAUGGAUCAAUGACACCGUCACCGGGACACCACCAGGCUUUGUUAACUUUACCUCCCCAGGCACUGACAAUGACUUAAACUUCACCUGUCCUACAUCACCACCGACAAAUUCCCCCACCACUGUUGCCAACACCACUGUUCCUACCACUGUUGCCAACACCACUGUUGCCAACACCACUGUUCAUACUACUACUGUCCACAGUGGUGAAAACCUAAUCCACUUCACUCACUUCAACUCACUCUGUGUUUUUGUUUUGUUGAUUCAUAUAUUUACUGGAAAUGGAAUGUAACGCAACACAUUUGCUCAAGUCAUAUAUUUAAUUACACACUAUAAUACUUGCACUCAUAAAGUACUUGAGUGUUUGUUGUUAUGACACUCCAAUACAUUGAUGAGACAGCUCGAGCUUCUAGUUGCUUUAAAAUAAAUCAUUAAUUAGACCUGUACAAAAAAUUAUAUUAACGAUUAAAUCGUUGUGCUUUCUCUUGCAUGACACAAAAUACAAAAAACUACCAACUCAUGAAGCAGAUUAGACAUUUUGACACACAAUCAUUUUUACUUCAAAUUUGAACAUACUUUUCAUUAUAGUUUCUCAAAUAUGAUGAUUGCCAUAUUUUCUAACUCUUUUAAUAAAGUAAUUAAUUUAUAACUACACCUUGAACAAGCUGAGGAUUGCAACGGUGUCAGUAACUUUUGUGAUUGUCAUUAAAAGUUGUGAAAUGGUAAAAUGUUGGCUCAUUUCUGUGGUUUGGUCAAAAUAUGAACUGAAUAAUUAGAAUUUUUUCCAGUCUUGUUCUUUGAUGAAACUUUAGGUUCAGUGGUGACACAUUAUGGCGUGUGUGUGUAUUAGGGAUGUUCCUGCAUCGACUAAACAAGGAAAAAACUUAGACUAACUGACUAGUCGAAAACGCUUGGAAAUCAAUUAAAAUUUUAGGACAAUGUCAAAAAAUGUCUAAAUAAAGGCAUUUGAAACCAUUAA